This is a messenger RNA of Dothidotthia symphoricarpi CBS 119687, 940 nucleotides long. RefSeq lists its product as uncharacterized. The record is from RefSeq and is a predicted model, not a curated record. The coding region runs from base 218 to 763 and encodes 181 amino acids. The transcript is spliced from 4 exons. Lineage: Eukaryota; Fungi; Ascomycota; Dothideomycetes; Pleosporales; Dothidotthiaceae.
UUCUCCGCCUCCGCGUUUUAGUCGACGAUAGCGUGGCAGUCCCCUGACCCCAUGACAUGGUCUUCUGCGCCACCCAUGGGCGGGAUGCUUAAGUAUGCGUCGAGAAGCGCGUGUUGGAUGCGGUUGGCAGAACCUUGGAAUUGCUUGUUUUUGAAGGUACCAGAGGUUAAAUAAAGGACAAAGCACAACGACCUAUAUCGAAAUUUCUAUCCCAAUCAUGUCUUUCAACACCGGCGCCCAAUUCAACCCGCCCCCCAUGACGCGCCCACAGCAAGAACCCCCCAAUGCAGACCACCCAGGUGCUGAAGAACACGCAGCCCCGCCCUACACCACCGCCCCUCCCCCCGCGUAUCCCCUCGCGCGCAUAAACUCCUUCCUCGCGCACGGCGGCCCCCUCGACGAAACAAUCUCUGUCCCUAUGAUCCUGUCCCGCGAAAAGCAGCGAAAGCGCGACAUGUUCCACCCGUUCGGCGGGUUUGGCGGGGGCCGCGGAGUGGUCACGCAGACGGUGAUUGUGCGCAAGAUGACGCGGAGCCAUUACCUGGAGCACUAUGCGAAGGAUAGCGAGGGGAAUUAUGUGGGGACGGGGAAGAGGGCUGUGGAUGCUGGGCUGGUGUUUGUGCCGGGGAAGAGUACGCCCGAGGAUCUGCUUAAGCAGGUUGAGGAGGUGGCGUUUGGGAAGCAGCAUGAUGGGAGGGAUUUUGCUCAUUCGUGGGGCGUUUCGGGACCGACUGGGGGCGCGUAUGCUGGUGCUAGUUUCUGAUGGCUUGGACAUUGUGUUUUCGUCAUGUUCGUCUCGUUUUGUGCUUGUUGCUUUUGCGUUGCGAUUUCUGGCACUGCCCCCAUACCCCCAAUCCUCCCUCUUACAUACCUAAUCGUCCGGUCUUGUUGCGCGUCUUGACUUUAUAUGUCGCUAUGAUUGAUGCGUAGAGACUGUUUA